Messenger RNA from Arabidopsis arenosa, 1108 nucleotides. The record is from the annotation of a GenBank genome assembly. Lineage: Eukaryota; Viridiplantae; Streptophyta; Magnoliopsida; Brassicales; Brassicaceae.
UGUGUGCUUCUCAAGCAUCAACAACGACCCUUUGCUCAACCAUGGACCAAACCUCACAACCUUCAUCUUCUUCUUCAUCCGCAAUCCGGCUCGGUGGUCGAGCCAUCGACCGUCAUAACCCAAUCAUACGUGACGGUCGGAGACUCACUCCUCCACCUUCUCCAAGCCUUAAUCCAUCUUCUUCGUCUUCUUCUACUUAUCAUACUCCUCUUAUGACUAGAUUAGGUCUUGAGAGUAGUGAGCAAAAACGUGUAGCGAAGAGGAAGAGCAAGAAAGGUGACAGUGACGUUGGUAAGUCACCGGUUAGUUGUUUUAGUAGUGAUACUCCUCAGGGUUCUUCAAGGUACUUAUUGAGUAACCCGGUUUUCUUUGACGGGUUUGUGGAUUCCGACCCGAUUCCACUACCUAUUGAUGAACCGGAGAUAACCAAAGCUGAUGAUUUGGAUAAUCUUCAUGAAGAGCAACUGAUUAUAAACGCCUCAAAGUAUCUAUCAACUUCUGCGUCUUUCUUGGAGAAGAAGCAACCCGAUUUCUUCGAGGGGUUCUUGGAUUAUGAACCGGUUCUGUCUCCGGAUAAUCCUUUCUCUGAACCCACAAAAGCUUCUCCUACUGCAUCUCUGAGCUCUCUUGAAGAUAAAGAUGUUUCGUCCCCGGAUUUCAAAUUCUCUCCUCCUCCUCCACCACCUCCUUCUCCUCCUCCGUCUUCGCCGCCACCACCACCAGUGAAAAACUCAUCUUCCGAUCAAGUGGUUGUUUUGAGAGUGUCACUUCAUUGCAAAGGCUGUGCAGGGAAAGUUAAGAAACAUCUAUCGAAAUUGAAAGGAGUGACGUCGUAUAACAUAGACUUCGCAGCAAAGAAGGUUACCGUGACGGGAGACGUGACGCCGUUAACUGUGUUGGCGAGUAUUUCCAAAGUUAAAAACGCACAGUUUUGGCCUGAGAUCAUUCCGAAGUAAUUCUCUUUUUUUUUUCCUCUGUUUUCGUCUAUGUUCUUAUCUUUACUUUGGAAGACAAAACUUGUGAAAAUGUUACUUUCUUUUGUGCGUUUAUUUGUGUUGGUUAUGGCAUGAGAAUUUUGAGAAAUUCUAAAGAAAUUAGUAUUGAGAAA